AUGAGACAAGCCAAGCGCGGAGGCGAUUCUGGCAGCGGCGGCGGCGACUGGAACGACGGCGACGACCGCCAGGGUCUACUAGCCGGGGGCCACGACGACGGCAAGGAGACCACCUCACUGCCCAACGGCGGCAGCGAGCAGCAGCAGCAGCAGCAGCCAGCGCAGGUACGGACACCAGCACGGGUGCGCUUCAAUGAUGUGCCCGAGGUGGUGCGCAUGAGCAGCGCCUCGUCACGGCCGUCCGGCGACGACAGCCUCGACGGGGUCAACGACGACAACGAUGACCCGCGCAGCACGCUCGACCUCGAAGACCCCCUCCGCGCCUCGACCGACUCGGACCACCGGAUGCCGCUUCUCACGAGCAUGGAGGCGCCCUCGGUCGCGCUGGCCAACGAUCUGGACGCCGCCGACGCGGCGGCCCAGGAGCUGCGGCGGCCCAAGUCCGGGCUGCAAUCCGCCUUUAUGAACAUGGCCAACUCCAUCAUCGGCGCGGGCAUCAUCGGGCAGCCGUACGCGAUCCGGCAGGCGGGCCUGCUGGCGGGCGUGGUGCUGCUCGUCGGGCUCACGGCCGUCGUCGACUGGACCAUUUGCCUCAUCGUCAUCAACAGCAAGCUCAGCGGCACCAGCAGCUUCCAGGGGACCGUGCAGCACUGCUUCGGCCGCCCGGGGCUCAUCGCCAUCUCGCUCGCCCAGUGGGUCUUUGCGUUUGGCGGCAUGGUCGCCUUUGGCGUCAUCGUCGGCGACACCAUCCCGCACGUGCUGCUCGCCGUCUGGCCCGGCCUGUCCGACGUGCCCGUCGUCGGGCUGCUGGCGGAUCGACGCGUUGCCAUUGCCGUCUUUGUCAUGGGCAUCAGCUACCCGCUCACGCUGUACCGGGACAUUGCCAAGCUCGCCAAGGCGAGCACCUUUGCGCUGGUCGGCAUGCUGGUCAUUGUCGCGACGGUGCUGGUGCAGGGCCUGCUGGUGCCGGCUGAGGCACGUGGCGAGUUUAGUUUGCCGCUGCUGACGGUGAAUACGGGUAUUUUCCAGGCCAUUGGCGUUAUAUCGUUCGCCUUUGUCUGCCACCACAACUCUCUCCUCAUCUACGGCUCGCUGCGUACGCCCACGAUUGACAACUUUUCACGCGUCACACACUACUCGACCAGCAUAUCCAUGGUGGCGUGCCUCGUGCUCGCCCUCGGCGGCUUCCUCGUCUUUGGCGACAAGACGCUCGGCAACGUGCUCAACAAUUUCCCCUCGGACAACAUCAUGGUCAAUGUCGCGCGGCUCUGCUUUGGCCUGAACAUGCUGACCACUCUGCCGCUCGAGGCCUUUGUGUGCCGCGAGGUGAUGCAGACGUACUGGUGGCCCGACGCGCCGUUUAACCUGCGCCGGCACGUUGUGCUCAGCACGGGGCUCGUCGCCGCCGCCACGUUUCUGAGCUUGGUGACGUGCGACCUCGGCGCCGUCUUUGAGCUCGUUGGCGCCACAAGCGCCGUCGCCAUGGCGUACAUUCUCCCGCCCAUGUGCUACAUGAAGCUGACGACGCGGAGCUGGCGCACCUACCUCGCCGGCGCCAUUGUCGUCUUUGGCACGCUGGUCAUGGUCAUUUCCGUCGUUCAGGCGGUUGGGAAGCUGAUCAAUAAUACAGAUGGCCCGGCAAAAUGCCAAUAA
Messenger RNA from Cordyceps militaris CM01, 1653 nucleotides. RefSeq names its product amino acid transporter, putative. The record is from RefSeq and is a predicted model, not a curated record. Gene Ontology annotation, cellular component: endoplasmic reticulum. Lineage: Eukaryota; Fungi; Ascomycota; Sordariomycetes; Hypocreales; Cordycipitaceae. Gene Ontology annotation, molecular function: amino acid transmembrane transporter activity. The coding region runs from base 1 to 1653 and encodes 550 amino acids. The transcript is spliced from 3 exons. Gene Ontology annotation, biological process: amino acid transmembrane transport.